AUGUCGACAACCGCUGCCGGCGGCAAGCCAUCGCGGUCCGCCUCCGCCCUUGUCGCCGACACGGCGACCGGAUCCCACCACUUCACGAUCGACCUCUACUCGCGCACCAAGGGCAUCCCCACAGGCGAGUCCCUCAAGUCCUGCCCUUUCACCGUGGGAGGCCACCGCUGGCUCGUCCUCUACUACCCCAAUGGCGACCAGGCGGAGAACGCGGGCUACAUAUCCCUCCGCCUCGUCCUCGCGGAAAACACCUCCAGGACGGUGAGGGCGCAGCACCAGUUCCGCUUCGCCGGCGAGGCGGAGAAUCAGGCGCUGCCGUUGGCGGCGGAGCCGCUGAACAACUUCGCCGGCCUGGCGAGCUGGGGGAACUCCAAGUUCAUCCGAGCGGAGGCCCUGGAGAAAUCGAAACAUCUCAGGGGGGACUCCUUCGCCGUCCGGUGCGACCUCAUCGUCGUCAGCGACUUCCGCGCGGUGGAGACGCCUGAGCCCGCCCCUCCGACAUUCGUCACCGUUCCCCCAUCCGACCUUCACAUGCACCUGGGUAACCUUCUCCUCGCAGAGAAGGGCGCCGACGUGGUGUUCGAGGCCGGAGGCGAGACCUUCGCGGCGCACCGCUGCCUGAUCGCGGCCCGGUCGCCGGUGUUCAGUGCAGAGCUCUUUGGCGAGAUGAAGGAGAGCGUCGACACGACGGCCGUCGUCAAAAUAGAUGACAUGGAUGCGCAGGUGUUCAAGGCAUUGCUCUAUUUUGUGUACACCGACACCUUGCCAGAGAUGAAGAGGGAGGAAGCAGGGGAAGACGCCAUGUCUCAACAUCUGCUGGUCGCAGCCGACAGGUAUAACUUGGACAGGCUAAAGCUGAUCUGCGAAGACAAACUUUGCAGGUGCAUCCAAGUGAGCACUGUGGCCACAAUCUUGGUGUUAGCUGAGCAACACCACUGCGGUGGACUGAAGAAGGCAUGCUUCGAUUUUCUCAGUUCUCAGGCGAAUCUGAAGGCGGCCAUGGCCAGUGACGGCUUUGAGCAUCUGCGCCAAAGCUGCCCCGCUAUCAUGAAGGAGUUGAUCUCUAUGCUCAGCGCCUUUGCUCCGUGA
Triticum turgidum subsp. durum (durum wheat) is the source of this 1089-nucleotide messenger RNA. The record is from the annotation of a GenBank genome assembly. Lineage: Eukaryota; Viridiplantae; Streptophyta; Magnoliopsida; Poales; Poaceae.